GUGACCAUUCUCACAGUUAGACACAGUGUGUGCGCUUUCGUCAGACAGUAGCGAGCUCGAGAGAAGAUCUCAGAACAUCGAGCUCUGAUUCAAGCCACAAGCCAUGAGCGGCAUGGCUCCAUUUUCCACCUUCCAAGCGCUGCUGCUUGUCUUGUUUGCAGUCCCGUCGAUUCAACAGACCAGUUUUCGGACCGAUCGACCUUUGCAGACCGAUUGGUGGGCGGACCGGACAUUUCCUGAUUUCCCUGAUAUCGAUGCUGUAUCCAUUAACAGCACGCUGUAUCCAUACGGACAGUCCGAAGGUGAUACAUUUAACGGACGAAACGAUGAUGGAGGAUCUCCUAGGAUAAGCAUCUCGUUUUCCCUUCCAUACUUCGAUCGUCUGCAUGACUCUCUUUGGGUUAACACCAAUGGAGUGAUAUCGCUCUUGGGUCAGAUAUCCCAGUUUACGCCUGAUUCAUUUCCACUUGGAGAUGGCAGGCGUUUGAUAGCUCCUUUCUGGUGUGAUGUGGACACGAAUAACGGAGGAUUUGUGAUGUACCGUGAAACAACCGACACCAGUAUCCUAGAACGCGCCACUACGGAUAUCACCAGUGCCUUCCCAGACCAACCCAACUUCCGAGCUACAUGGGUCUUUGUGGCAACAUGGCAUGAAGUAGCAUAUUAUGGAUCCAGUAGCGACAAGCGAAACACCUUCCAAGCAGUUCUGGUUUCAAAUGGAAGACACAGCUUUGCCAUGUUUAAUUACGGCCGCAUCACGUGGACCACAGGGACAGCAAGUGAUGGGGACGCAGCGACAGGCCUAGGAGGAACACCUGCACAGGUUGGUUUCAAUGCUGGUAACGGCAUGCAGUACUUCUCCGUCCCUGGAUCGCAGACCCACGCCAUUGUCGAUGUAGAGACAACUUCAAACGUCAACAUCCCAGGCCGAUGGGUGUUCCGCAUCGACAGCGCGGUCAUCCAAGACGGUGGAUGCAAUGCUGAAGGGUCAAUCCGCAUCACUCCAUUCUUUGGGACAAUGUUGGGCGGCACCAAGGUUAAGAUCUCAGGACCCUGCUUUGACGGCCCAGACGUCGACAUCCGGUGCCGGUUUGGGACUAAAGAUCCGGUAACUGGGUGGGUUGACGGUGACAACACGGCAGCCUGCAUUUCGCCCUUUCUGUCUAAUCCAGGCAGGAUCCCCUUACUCGUCUCCACGGAUGGUGGAAAUACCUACAACUACUCGACUAUGUAUACUGCAGCUGAUCCGGACCGAGUUUUGACAGAGUUGACAACCACUGAAAAUGAUGCCGAUGAGACCAUAACCCUCGAAUGGCAACCUUCCGCUGUUGAGGGCAACACAGUCAAUGUGUUUCUCCAUGCAUACAACGAGACGACCGAGACCUGGGACGCCAUAGCACAGUUAGCAUCUAACGUCCCCAACACGGGCAGUUACACCAUGUCCACUGCAGAUGGAUGGAUACCAGUCGACGUAGUGAAAACUGGCGCGCUGUCUGUAGCACCAGGAAACGGAGUGGCAAGGCUGCUGCCAGCAAUAGUGACUGGGGCCCGUUUGCUGUAUGCUGGAAUACGUACGUAUCUGGCAGUCAGAGCAGCGGCAGCAUCUUGGUGCGCAGCAUGGUGCGAAUUCGAUAAACUCCAACCCGACUUCAUCGACGAACUGUCAAAGGACAUCCCAUGUCCGACUACCUUAAACCAAGCACGAAGACAUACAGGCGCCUUUAUGACAGACAAGGCCUGUAAGUCCGGAUCGCGGAACCCGUUAAAUUGCCUCUUCCACCCUGGUGCUCAUCACUGCGUGCGGUCCAUCAAUAAGACGUCUCAGGGUGCUGGGCAGCAGUGCUGCUACAAACAAGACGGCAGCCUACUGUUGGAUGGGCCGGGAAGAGGAACUCCGGACAGGGUACACUCAGAUUCACGGCUGGGUCACUUCGGAGCAGACGUCGCCCCGUAUUUUCUUUGCUGCAUUUUGUCCAACAACUGCGACACAUACUUUGAAAAAAGACCAGCCAAUGAUGGAACGGGAUACGUCUUCCCAAGACCCACAAGGACCUUUGGCGAUCCUCAUUUCAUAACUCUGGAUGGCUUAGGGUACACGUUCAACGGUCAUGGGGAAUUCGUCUUGCUAACUGUGAACGACGGAGAAUUCCUCGCGCAAGCUCGUAUGGAACAGCUAAUUAGCGAUGGUUCAGCUGUAGAUGCCACAAUCAUCACUGCCUUGGCCAUGAAGGAAAACUCAUCUGAAACCGUGCAGGUGCAGUUGAGUGAAGUUCGCACGAUGGACGUUCUUGUUGAUGGUCAGCUGAUAGACUUUCAGGAACUAACUGUGCAAGAGUUUUCAGGUUUUGUGGUGACUGUGGAGGAUGCUGACGAAGCACAGAUUUCCUUCAACUCCGGCAUCGGCGUGACAGUCAAUGCACUGGAGGGCAUGCUGUCCAUCGCCAUGACACUACCGUUCCAUAUGAGAGGAAACACCGCUGGUUUGCUUGGGGUGUGGAAUGCUGACUCCGCAGAUGACCUGACCAGGCCAGAUGGUACAGUUGUCCUUGCAAACAGUAGCAUGCAGGACAUCCACAACUGGUUUGGACUGCCUUGGAUGAUUGAUGAAGAAGACUCCCUCUUCACGUAUGGACCUGGAGAAAGUUACAACACUUUCUCUGAUGUAGGAUUCACUCCUGCUUUUGAACCACCAUCAGUUACACCAGAGUUCCAGGCCGAAGCAGAGGAGGUGUGUGGAAAGUUGAUCACCUGUGGUCCACUAGACCCCCCUGAUGUUCCUGGAAACCUGGUCAUCUCUAACUACUACUUUAUUGGUUCUGUUGCCACCUUUGAUUGCGAGGUGGGACUGUUGACUACUCCCUGGGAACGUGUCUGCCAACCCGAUACAAGCUGGAGCGAAGCCCCUCCCCCUGCCUGCGAAUGUACCAGGCCAUACCUGGUCAGGCAUGGCAUGUGCAUCCGAGUUGUGCCACGACCACGGAGCUAUGCAUCAGCAGUGGCAUUCUGCCAGAACGACCAAGGAGAGCUGCUGUCCAUCCGGGACCCUGCAGUGAUGGAGGAUUUGAAGAGACGUCUGCUGCGCCGUGGGCGACGCAGCCGUGGCGUGUGGAUUGGUCUGACGGACUCAGCAACAGAGGGGACCUGGACCUGGGAGGAUGGUGUCGCCUACGAAGAUGAUGAGAUCCCAGGCAACUCCGACGGUGCAGACUGUGCAUACAUGGCUAAGAGGGCCGGUUUUGAACUGCGCGUUCAGCCAUGUGAAGAGAGGAAAGCAUUUAUCUGCAAACGUUGA
Branchiostoma floridae (Florida lancelet) is the source of this 3292-nucleotide messenger RNA. Its product is annotated as sushi domain-containing protein 2-like. Gene Ontology annotation, biological process: cell-matrix adhesion. The record is from RefSeq and is a predicted model, not a curated record. The transcript is spliced from 20 exons. The coding region runs from base 104 to 3292 and encodes 1062 amino acids. NCBI's taxonomy places the organism in Eukaryota, Metazoa, Chordata, Leptocardii, Amphioxiformes, Branchiostomatidae.